This is a messenger RNA of Symbiodinium sp. CCMP2456, 4296 nucleotides long. Lineage: Eukaryota; Dinophyceae; Suessiales; Symbiodiniaceae. The record is from the annotation of a GenBank genome assembly.
AUGAUCGAGGUUUGCUGCCACAGCGCAGACUUGUCAGUUCCGAUCGAGACAGCAGUGUUGUCAGCCGAGGUCGAGCUGGACGGCUUCGUGAUAGGUCGCACGCAGCCAUGCUCAGCUCCGGGACCCAGGUCACAGCCCAGUUGGGAGGAGCGUUUUCCUGUGAUGGGCACCGGCCGGUGGAUGACCCUGCGGGUGCUGGACCCCAACAUGAUCGGCGAGUCCCGCUUCGACCUCCAGGCUUUCAUCUCGCAGCAGAGGGACGGCCAAAAGCAAGCCUCGUCUCUGCUGCGUGGUGAAGCCCUGGUCGGAACGAUCUGGGCCUCCGUUCAACCGCUCUCUUCGCCUUCGCGUGCCAAGACGGCAGGCGAAGCUCCGACGCUGAGCCAGCAGCUACAAAUCUUGAGGCAAGGCUCGUCAUCAUCGCAGUCUCCUGGCUCUAAGAUGUCGAACGGAUCGCAGCUGCGCUCGCCGGGAAGGCGCCUCGGCUGCAUUGCCUUUCCUUCGCGGGCCGGUCAGAGGAGUCCUAUCCCCUGUGGAGGCUCUGCUCCUCGGGUCUCCAGCCCCAGCCCGGUGAUGCGAAGCAACACUUUGCUCGAGGAGCGGCGGCCAGCACCACUGGGUGCGGCGGUUUUGACCGCCGCUGGGACGCCCCAGGCGAGCGCCAGUGGAACGCCGGGAACCUCUCGUUUUAAGGCGAACUCGGACCUUGACAGCGCCAGGCACUCCCAGAUCUCAGGAGCGAGCCCUGCAUCAGCCUCCACGGCAAGAGCGAGCCCAAACGCUCCGCGCCCCGCUAGGUCGCGGUCGACCCUUUCUGCUGGCUCCGAGAAGUCACCAGGCUCCAGGCUGAACUUCACGGAGAAGGCCCAAAGAGACUUGGUGGAGCUCAUGCGGAGCAAGGAUCGGCUGAGGGCAUAUGCGGAGAGGCCCUUCAAGGCCGGGCGCGCGUUGCUGGCUGGAAAUCGGCUGGGCUUCGAGGACUUUCAGCAGGCUCUGCGGGAACUGCUCCAGGAGCUUCACAUCAGCGUGCCAGGAGACAAGCAGAUGCAGGCACUCUUUGACAAGCACCGGGGCGAGAACGAAGGCGUCAGCUCUGAGGACUUCGAGGCUCUCCUCUUCCGUCUCUUGUGCUUCCUCCGGGCCUCCGAGGAAGUUCGAGUGAAUCCUGGUGCCGAUGCCCGCUCCUGCUCGGAGGAGAGGGACAAGCGGUGGAGGCAAGAGUUCAUCCAGAAGAACCCACAGAGGUUUCACGACGUGUACGAGGUGCAGCGGCAGCUGGGAAAGGGCUCUUUUGGCACUGUGUACCUAGUCUCACACAGGACGCAAGUUGACCAAAACAAGGAGAAGCGAGUUCGGGUCUGCAAGAUCAUCAGCAAGCUCAAGGCUAAGGAAGCCAAAACAUCGGAAGCCAAGGUCCGCGAGGAGUUUGCUGUGCUCAAACAGCUCGACCAUCCCCACGUCCUCAGAAUAUUUGAGGACUUUGAGGAUGACGAGAACUUUUACCUUGUUAUGGAGCAAUGUCGGGGUGGCGAUCUCGGGGCAUACGUCAAGCGUCUGGAGCCCAUGGAUGCCUACUCCUAUGAAUUCUGGGUUUCGAAGGUGAUGCAGCACACACUGUCGGCCAUUGCCUACUGCCACUCGAAGGCCGUGAUUCACAAGGACCUCAAGCCUGAGAAUGUUAUGCUCUCCACGACUCGGGACACCCCAGUUGCACAGAUGCAUGUUGUCGUGGUCGACUUCGGUUUGGCGGAGGUCUUUGCAAACUCUACGGACCGCAGUGAUGUGGUGUCGGGCACUCCGCCGUACAUGGCCCCCGAGGUCUGGCAGGGCAACUUCAGCAAGAGCUGCGACGUUUGGUCAGCUGGCUGCAUGCUGUUCUUCCUGUUGUCUGGGCGCUUGCCCUUCAUCGCAGCCACUGUAAAGGAGUUUCCCAAGGCUGUUCAGCAAGAGCCAGACUGGGCUCCGGCCUUGGCACACAGCAGCCGCCGGAGUCUCUUGUGUGAACUCGUGAUAUUGCUGGACUUAGGCCGCGAUGGGCGGAGCCACCCAGGAAGCGCAGCAGAUCUGCAGGCAGAUGCUCCAGAAGAUGGAGCAUCAGCGGCCGACUGCACAGACUUGUUUGAAGGUGUUCAGGAUUGGGAAAGCAGCCCCAGCAGUGGAAGGGUCCAACUCUGCAUCAGGGGCGUGCACACAUUUCUCAGGUUCACAGACGAGGGCUGCUUUCAGCACCUGACAUGGAGAGGCCGCUACCGCUCUGAAGAAGACGCAGCAAACUUCGAGAAGAAGGCUUGUCCACUGGCCGCUUCUGGAAACCGAAAUCGGCUGAGUCGGCAGAUUCUGCAGUGGUACCGUGCCCACGCGCUCGGAUGCUUUGGGAGCAGGAUCCUCUUGCACCAGGACUGCCCAAGUUUCCAAUCAUCAGGUGCUCCUGCUGGCGCGGGCAAGCUCCGGGCAGCUCUCUGGAGAAGCCAGCAGGCCCUACAUUCCAAUACUUGGGCACAUGACGAUGUGCCGCCUUUCUCCAUGAGUGAUGUGGCGCAGGCAUGCUUGCUGGGCUCACCGGAGCGCUUCGACUGGCGCCGAGAGAAGCUAUUGGAUUGGGUGCGGCUGGGAAGCUGUGGCCAAGUCGCUGGUUCGGUCGCACUUUCCGAGAGCCCCUCGAACUGUGCAUGCAGCGGCUGGUGGUCUGUCUGGUGCAGAGGUCCCGAACAGGUGUACUUUGCCCAGGGCUCCAUGCCCUUCAGCAACUCCACGUUUGCUAACAAGACCUGCUGGUGUGAUGGAGGGCGGCGCGAGGAGCCCAACUGGCCAUCAUGGCUGGAAGCAUCACAGCUCUGCACCACCUUCUUGCAGCUCCCUUUGCUUUGGGACGGUGUAGGCUUCGACAAGGAUGGCAUCAUGUGGGAGAACAAUAACAUUCGGAACGUGCGCACUUUCUAUGGACGUGUUGUCUAUGUUGGCAGCAAGCGACGUGCAGCGGCACACCACUGCGAACGGAGUACACUGAGAGAGACUGGCGACAUUGGUGGAGCCAGACAUGCACGCCUGGUCUUGCGGGCGUUGCUUCCAACUUAUUACCGCCAUGUCUAUGCUCGGAACGUGGCGAAUAUCUUUUACCAUGGCAUCGCAACUACCAGCUUGGAUGACGUUUUCGCUACUGAAGUCAGCGAGGUGUGCAGAACAUCUUCCGGUUGGCUGGACCACAUGUGGACUCACCAGAGCCUGCGCAAAGGCUAUCUGUUGUCCCAUGAUGCCAUGAGCAGAGACAUGGACUCUUGCGACACGUCUUGGCCGUGCCACUAUGAUAGAGUGGACUCAACAGACUCCACAGACGAGGGAUGCUUGCUGUGCGAUGCACAGCGCCCAUGCUUUCACGGCAGGGUCGAAGAAGCUUGUACAAGCCCGGAUUUCCACUUCUCGCGGUGGCAUGCAGUCCGGGACUCAUUUGGAAGUGCUAGGAUUGUCGCGGCCGCCAAUGGCUGUCGCCGAGCUCCUGCAGCUGGAGGGAGUGCCCUGGCGGCAGCCAGGUGUCAAGCAGUUGGUACUUCACCUCAGACUUCAAAGCGGCAAUGCGCUGGAUCUCAGGAUGGGGCUGCGGACGCUAAGCGGAGCUGCCUCCGCUGUGAGUGGUUUGUGCAGAUGGGCCUGGCAGGUCACAGUAAUCCAGCCGGUGCCCUGAACAACAAUCAAAUUCAAAGCUUGCUGGCAGUUGGCCAGAGAUCUGAAUUUGAGAAGUUUGUCACCCGGUUCGUUGCCACGCAGCUCGAUGCCAGUCAGCAAACUACCGUGAACGAGGCUUUCAAGGCUUUUGACGCGGAUGGUGAUGGGCAUCUCUCUGCUGAAGAACUCAGGCAGGGGCUUAUGCAGUUUGGGGCCUCACCGGAGCAAGCAGAGCAGAUCGUCAGCGAGUUGGAUGUUGGCCGAACGGGCCAAGUCUCCUACACCGAGUUCCUCGCUGGCAUCAUCAACUUGCGCUGCAAGAAGCCAGAGGAGCAAGACAGACUGCUGUCCAUUGCCUGGGAGCAAUUCCGUCCGGAUACCAGCGGACUGGUCAAGGUUCAGGACAUCCAGAAUGCACUGGCCACAAGAGGUAUGACUGUUGCCGACAUGCCUGAUGGCUUCCUUGCAGCCCUCAACAAGGACCACACGCAGUACAUUUCCUUUGACUCGUUCAAGUCGCUGCUACUCUUUGACGACUCUGAUCAAUUGGCAGCGGCCUUAACUGCAGCCAAAGCUCCAGCCGCCUCGGCCUUCUUCGUCCAACCAGCGACCAUCAGAGACCUGAAACCAAGUUGA